This is a messenger RNA of Talaromyces rugulosus, 924 nucleotides long. RefSeq lists its product as uncharacterized. The transcript has 2 exons. NCBI's taxonomy places the organism in Eukaryota, Fungi, Ascomycota, Eurotiomycetes, Eurotiales, Trichocomaceae. The record is from RefSeq and is a predicted model, not a curated record. The coding region runs from base 1 to 924 and encodes 307 amino acids.
AUGAAAAUCGACUACAGACAUGGCGUCUCCAUCUUGGAGCUUAUCGCCUUCAUUCCCUCCCUCUUCAUGUCCAUUCUGCUGGCCUGGCGCCAUGGAUUUGGCCGCACCGCUGGCUGGUAUUUCUUCAUUCUGUUCUCUCUUCUGAGAAUAAUCGGAAAUGGCUGCUAUUUGGCGACCCUCAACGAUCCCGAGAACAGGAGCCUGUACAUUGCGUGGGCCGUCUGCAGCUCAAUUGGAAUGUCUCCUCUGCUAUUCGGUCUGUUGUAUAAUCUGUCGCGAGUAAACGACUCUAUCCAGAGACAAACCGGCAAGGCAUUCUGGCCUCAGAUCUUCCGUAUCUUCGGAUUCAUCACCCUGCUUGCCAUCAUCCUGAACAUCGUUGGCAUCACAGGUGGCUCCAACCUGACCAGCGGCACCACCAGCGUCGAAACUAAAGUCGCGACUAUUCUCUACCUCGUAUCAUGGGUCGGUCUCGUCGGUCUAAUCGUCAUGGUCGGGUCGCGCUACAGCGGCAUUGAAGCAGGCGAGCACCGCCUGCUAUGGGCCAUCGUGAUCUGCACCCCGAUCUUGGUGAUUCGUCUAGCCUACUCCUUUAUCUCUACCUUUGGACACAAUCGCCAUUUCAACAUGGUUGAUGGCAACGAGACCAUCCUGCUGGUCAUGGUUGUGAUCGAGGAAAUCAUUAUUGUCUACGUCAUGCUCCUGACAGGAUUGACUUUGGAUACCAGAGACAAGGCUGCCUACGGGCCUGCCGCGUCGGUAGAAGCUGGAGACACUGCCUAUGAACCUUACGGCUCCCAAGGCGAGGGUUAUUCAUCUGGUGGUCAGCCACGAAAGCCGAAGCGUCCAAUCCGCGGCGGCCCAAUCCACAUGUUGGCUGCUUAUACUAUGAAUAAGAUGGAUGAGCGUCGUGAGAAAUCAUAA